ACCCACUCUACUACGCACACAAGGGCUGUUCACAUAGAUAUCGUCAAAGUACGUUUCUCCUCGACUUGAGUCAGGCAGCGGAUAUCUAGUAGUGAAGGUUAGUUUUUCAAAAAUCAUCAGGAAAUUAAAUAGCUCAAUAGUCUCAGUAAAAUAAAUAGAUAUACGAAAUUAAUUUACUAAAUUACUAACUGUCAAAGGCUAUUUAGAUUCCACAUCCCGCGCGCGCCGAAAUCUAGUGGUUAGGGCGGGCUGCAUAGACUUGAAGAAGGUUAAAAGCCGAUUUUCAUCUUUAACUUCAUUGUUGCUGUGUGUGGAUGUUCCUUCAUUCACCUACCGUGGCUAUAUCACAAUGGGCGUUCUGACAGGCUGCUUAAUUCACCGAAGCCAGACGAAUUGUAGCAAAACUAGUCUUCUGAGAGGAUAGCAAUAGCUCCACCCACUCUCCACCUCGUUCCCUUUAACUUGUAGCUGUUCCUAGAAGAGCAAGUCAGUUCUUACUUGCUGUUUCUGAGCACUAGUAUUGAAAGGGUGUGGGUUGGUCUGGGGGCUAUAGCAAGAAAUAUCACUAACACUAGUACCUCAAUUCUAAGUUAUUCCAGUUUGCUGCUGUGGAAAAAGAUUGCCUACCAAAUUUAGUAGACAUUCCCUGUAAGAUUGUGAAAUCAUCAUACUUGUAUCUUGAAGGAGAAAAUUUAAAAAAAAAAUUUGCACAAUGGUUUCACCAACUAUCACCUCAGUUGCCCUGGUGACCAUGGCACUGGCCAGUCAAGCAGGCGUGGAGGGCUACCUCUGGCUGCUUAUAGUAGGCUUCAUCAUUGCCUUCGUCCUCGCCUUCUCUGUGGGUGCCAAUGACGUGGCCAACUCGUUCGGCACCGCUGUGGGGUCCGGGGUCGUGACCUUGAGGCAGGCCUGCAUCUUGGCCACGGUGUUCGAGACGCUCGGCUCGGUGCUCCUGGGAGCGAAGGUCAGCGAGACGAUCCGCAAGGGCAUCAUCGACGUGAACAUGUACAACGGCUCUGAACACGUGCUAAUGGCUGGGUCUGUCAGUUCCAUGUUUGGUUCUGCAGUGUGGCAGUUGAUGGCCUCGUUUCUCAAGCUGCCCAUAUCUGGAACCCACUGCAUUGUGGGUGCGACCAUCGGCUUCACAUUGGUGGCCAGGGGUCAUGUAGGGGUCAAAUGGAUCGAGCUCUUGCGUAUUGUUGCUUCCUGGUUUCUCUCGCCACUUCUCUCUGGUAUCAUGUCGGGCGUUCUCUUCUACUUUGUCCGCAUGUUCAUCCUGCACAAGAAAGACCCGGUGCCCAAUGGCCUGAAAGCUCUGCCUGUGUUCUACGCGGUCACAAUGGGUAUCAACCUGUUCUCCAUCAUGUUCACUGGAGCGCCGAUGCUGGGCUUCGAUAAGAUUCCAUGGUGGGGCACGCUGCUCAUCUCCAUCGGGUUCGCCAUCCUGACGGCCCUCUUCGUCUGGUUCGUUGUUUGUCCUCGCCUCAGAAAGAAGAUUGACCGGGAGAACAAGUCCUCCAGCCCAUCUGAGAGUCCCCUAAUGGAGAAGCGUGAGUUGGCCACGUGCCCCAUCCUGAAGGCUGUGCCAGAGGAGCCCGCCACCCCUGUUCAGGCCCCACCCCCGGCUGAGGAGCGUCGUGUCACCUUCAACAUCGGAGACUCGGACGACCCCGACUACAAAGAUAAGGAUGUGGAGACCAACACCAACAACGUCCAAAAGACGGUUCACGUCCAGUUCAACAAUAGCUCUGGUCCGACUCACAUCCCCAGCAAUGGCUACAGCCAGUAUCACACAGUGCACAAGGACUCUGGCCUCUACAAGGACCUGCUGCACAAGCUACACCUGGCUAAGGUGGGCGACUGCAUGGGCGAGGCUGGUGAGAGGCCUAUCCGCCGCAACAACAGCUACACUUCCUACACCAUGACCAUCAUCGGCAUGCACAGCGAGUUCAAGCCCCGCGAGUCCGAGUUCAGGUCCGUGGGCGCCGGCGACGAGAUCGGCGACAAGCCCGGCGCAGGCCAGGAGCGCAAGCGCGUGCGCAUGGACAGCUACACGAGCUACUGCAACGCGGUAGCGGAGCACGGCGCACCGCUCGAGGAGCUGAGCGAGGGUGAUGUGGCGCUCACACUGCCCGAGGAGGAGGAGGACGCCGGCAGCAGCCACAGCUCGCUGGAGGAGCCAGAGGCCGACCGACCCGAAGUUUCCACGCUCUUCCAGUUCCUGCAGAUCCUCACCGCCUGCUUCGGCUCCUUCGCACAUGGAGGCAAUGACGUCAGUAAUGCAAUCGGUCCUCUGGUAGCGCUGUGGCUGGUGUAUGAGAGCGGCUCGGUGGUGUCCAACAACCCCACCCCCAUUUGGCUGCUGCUGUACGGAGGAGUGGGCAUCUGCUUUGGACUCUGGGUGUGGGGACGACGGGUCAUCCAGACCAUGGGCAAAGACCUCACCCCAAUCACCCCCUCUAGUGGUUUCAGUAUUGAGCUUGCUUCAGCCGUCACUGUGGUUGUUGCCUCCAACAUCGGUCUGCCUGUUUCCACUACUCACUGCAAGGUGGGAUCUGUGGUGGCAGUCGGCUGGCUUCGCUCACGCAAAGCGGUAGACUGGCGUCUGUUCCGCAACAUCUUCAUGGCGUGGUUUGUGACGGUGCCCAUCUCCGGUCUCAUCAGUGCUGCCAUUAUGGCCCUCUUCACCUACGUCAUCCUUCCUUCCUCCUAAUACCCCAUCAGAGGAGGAGAGAAGAGGGGGACCAAGCCACCCACAGUGAGGGAGUGUGGAGUGAGGUGCAGAGAAAAAGGAGGAGUGGCAUGGAGUGGAGUGAGGCAAGCUUAGUGCUGCUUCCAUUAUUCCCCCCAUUAUAUAUUUUGGAGAGAGUAAUUGAGGAGGGAGGGGAAAAAAAACAAACGGGGUAAAAAAAAUAAAGAAAACCCUUUUGACGGAGCCCCUGGGGUUCCUGGCUGCAGCAUUCCCGGUUGGCACACAGUCGGCAGUUCUGAGCACGCUCAGUUCACCCGCCAGGGCUGACGCGCCAUGGGAACCGCUCUUUUUCAGCUUUCUGUUUCUUUUCUUUUGCCAUCUUUCUGUAGACUUUGCUCUAUCGUUGCCAUCUUAAUGCCCAUUCAUUGUACAUAGCUAAUCUUUACAAAACAAAAAAGGAAGACAAUUGAUUCAUUUUUAUAUUGUAAUUAUGUACAUAUUUUUUUUUCCCUCAUUUUCCUUUUCUUUUUUUUUUUUUUUUUUUUUUUUUUUUUUUACUGUUCUACAAGUUUGACAACCACAUGAACAAUUUCAAUGCAGUAUUAGCCUUCACUGAUGGAGACACACAUUGGCCCAGAGGCAUAGGUGAGCAGUAUUUGGGUUUCUCAAAAAAAACAAAACGAGGUAGUUUACAGCAACUGGGCUUUUUAAGUACAGUGGAGCGCAACACAGUGCUGUUUGUUUGUUUGUUUGUUUGUGCGUGUGUGUGUGUGUGGGUGGUGGUGGUGGUAGGAGGUUCUACGAGCCAAGUCUAGCAGAAGAGUCUCAUUGGGUCUGUGUAGAAAGAUUCCUCUUAAGAGGAAACCAGCACUGCACAUCUAGAAGAAGUUUGGGUUGCAACGACCGUACUGUCGAGGGUCGCACAGGUUCUGGAGAGACCAGACCAUUUUGUUUCUCUGUGACUGAGCUGAUCUUGUUCAUCUGAUAACACUACAAUGCAACAGCUCUAGACCUAGACCUCUCUACCAGUCUCCCACUGGGAAUGGUAUCCAUCUUGUUAUUCAGUAAUACUUUACAUGCAAGUUUAAAUAAAAAUGUAAAGACAAUGCAAAGAAAAACGCUUUUAAUUACUGUAAUCGAUGCAUCUAAAGCAGCAAGAUACUUGUAAAAGAGCUUGUUACUCUGAAGUAUAUCUUCAAAUCAUUUAACCAAAUUUAACCCACCAUUACUAAAAGCCUAAGGUAGAAACUUGCUAGUCAUGCUAUAGUCUAGUAAGGCUUAACCGCACAGUUUGGCUUUGUGCGUGUGUGUGUGUGCGAGCACUUAAACUUGGGUGGGCAGGAUUAGGUCUUUUUGUGUGUGUGUGUUUGUGUUUUUUUUUUUCUUUUUUUUUUUUUUUCUUUCUGUUGCCAUAACGCAGUUUU
Alosa sapidissima (American shad) is the source of this 4116-nucleotide messenger RNA. It is a transcript of the gene slc20a1b, whose product is annotated as solute carrier family 20 member 1b. Gene Ontology annotation, biological process: phosphate ion transmembrane transport. Gene Ontology annotation, molecular function: phosphate transmembrane transporter activity. Gene Ontology annotation, cellular component: membrane. The record is from RefSeq and is a predicted model, not a curated record. Lineage: Eukaryota; Metazoa; Chordata; Actinopteri; Clupeiformes; Clupeidae. The transcript is spliced from 11 exons. Bases 713 to 2713 code for a protein of 666 amino acids.